CUCUCCCUUUCGCCAACAUCAGUUCCUUUCUACGGUUCGACUCUCUUUCAGCACUGGUAUAUACUAGAGAGAGAGAGGGAGAGAGAGAGAGACCAUGGAUAAGAGACUGCCAUUGUACACACUUGAUUUGUGAAAGGUGGAUUCAACGAACCAAGGAAUUUACUUGCAAUUCAACUUGAAUCAACUAGGGUUUACGCGAAAGUAAUGGCCUCUCAUGCGCUCUCAGUACUUCAUGUUCUUCCUUCAGCUUCACAAUCUUGUAAUAAUUCCAGUAGGCGUUCACUAUCUAUUCCUCUCAUUCUUAAAUCGGAUAGUUUGGUGAGUUGUUUUAUUGGAAACAAGGUCUCAGAUCGGUCGUCGAAUUUGAGGUAUCAUACGUUGAAGCAACGGCGCUCUACUGUAGCAACGGUCUUGUUUAGUCUCCCAACUACAAAACCAGAAAGGGCUGCUUCUGGAAAAGCCCCAAAAUGGUCCGCAAGGGCAAUAAAAUCCUUUGCAAUGGCGGAAUUGGAAGCAAGGAAGCUAAAGUACCCGAAUACUGGGACCGAGGCUCUUGUGAUGGGGAUCUUGGUCGAGGGAACCAGUUUAGCUGCAAAGGCUUUGAGGAAAAGCGGUGUUACACUUUUCAAGGUGCGAGAAGAAACUGUGAAGUUACUUGGAAAAUCUGACAUGUACUUUUUCAGUCCCGAGCAUCCUCCAUUGACUGAACCAGCUCAGAGGGCACUUGAUUGGGCUGUUGAAGAGAAACUGAAAUCAGGUGAAGAAGAUGGGGAAAUAACGACAGCUCAUUUGCUUCUUGGAAUUUGGUCCGAAAAAGAAUCAGCUGGCCACAAGAUAAUGGCUGAGCUUGGUUUUGAUGAUGAUAAAGCCAAAGGGCUGGCAAAAUCUAUGAACAAGGAUAUCGUUUUGAACUCUAAGUAGCUGCUUCAAAACGUCUCAAAGAGUGACGGCUUACAUGGUGCUGUGAAAUCUUCUCGGAUCAGCUACACAAAGAUGAGAUUCUUCAUAAUCAAGCAUUUUGGCAGCUUAGGAAAUUGUUAUAUACACACUCCUGUUUUGUUUUUAUACCGAUUGCUUCUCUGGAGAACACUGAAUUUUGCUACUCCUUGUAAGACUCGGGUAAUUUCGUGUAUUUCUGGUGGUAUUUGCUGGUUGGUGGCUUUUGAUAUUCUGGGCUACGUGUAUUCAAGGGGUCCAAAUAUCCAACUUAGGAUCGGCAAAAAGCCUGUCUCGGCGGAUGGCCCAAUGGGGUGACUGCUGAUAAGGCCAGUUUUU
Messenger RNA from Ilex paraguariensis (yerba mate), 1275 nucleotides. The record is from the annotation of a GenBank genome assembly. Lineage: Eukaryota; Viridiplantae; Streptophyta; Magnoliopsida; Aquifoliales; Aquifoliaceae.